AAAGACGGCGACACUCCUUUAUGUUGCUCCGUCAAGAAAGGCGAAAGUAGAAUGGUAGCGGCUCUACUGAAAUAUGGAGCAACAGUAGCAGCUGGAAAUCUCAAGGGUGAAGCACCUUUAUCUAUCGCCGUUUCUCGCGGAGAGACGUCCAUAGUUACGUUGUUGCUAGCCCACAAGGAAAUCGAUGUCGAGGUUGAGAACGCGAAAGGGGAGACCCCGCUUUAUACAGCAGUCACAAGAGGCGAAGUUUCAAUGACUGUACUGCUUCUCAGCAAGGGGGCGAGUCCUACACAUAGCCCUCCACAUGCAGAGACAAUGUUAAAUUUGGCGGUUUCGAGGGGGAAUCCCUCACUCACCCGCCUACUCUUGAAUCAUGUUGUCGAUGUGGACGUGCCGAACAAAGCUGGAGAGACCCCGUUAUUCAAGGCUGUGUCCAACGGUGAUACCUCCACCGCGGCGCUGCUGGUGGGGAAAGGAGCUUCCGUCAACAUCAUGAGCCCUUCCGGCGAGACGGCUCUAUACAAAGCUAUAUAUAGGGGCGACACAUCGAUAACCUCACUACUAUUAUGCAACGGCGCCAACCCUGAAAUACCCAGUCCGAGUGGAGAAACUCCUCUCUAUCGAGCUGUACACAAAGGUGAUAUCUCGAUGGUGUCAUUGCUUCUCUGCCAUGGCGCCAGCCCAGACACUCCCGCUCCUAGCGGAGAAACACCACUCUAUCGUGCGGUUUGCCGGAAUGAAAGUUCGUUAGUGCUGCUGUUACUGGCGAAAGGUGCGAAUCCAGAUACCGUCGGUGGAAAUGCAGAGACAGCCUUACAGUAUGCGGCGAGUAAGGGGAACAAGACCAUGAUACAAAUAUUAUCGAGCCACACUCGGCAGAAACCGAGCUGAAGCUUUGAAGCUCGCAAACUCUCGAUGUGUGUGUGUAUGAUUAUGAACUAUUUGUUCAUACGGUUGUUUGCUCGAUUCUUCUGUAUAGUUCUGAGCGGGAGUUUAAUCGGAAUGAUUUUGGGAAUGAAUUUGACUGUCCUGCAGGAGCGGUCCGACGGAUGAUUCCAGUGCGGAAAGUUUUAGCAGAGAAAGAGGGAAGUAGGAAUCUGUGAUGUAUUACAUGUAGGCAC
Messenger RNA from Amorphotheca resinae ATCC 22711, 1121 nucleotides. RefSeq lists its product as hypothetical. The transcript has a single exon. Gene Ontology annotation, cellular component: ciliary inversin compartment. Bases 52 to 891 code for a protein of 279 amino acids. Gene Ontology annotation, molecular function: protein binding. NCBI's taxonomy places the organism in Eukaryota, Fungi, Ascomycota, Leotiomycetes, Helotiales, Amorphothecaceae. Gene Ontology annotation, biological process: protein localization to ciliary inversin compartment. The record is from RefSeq and is a predicted model, not a curated record.